CAUGGAGAAACAAAUUUCUGCUACAUUGAAAACAGUUUUAUUUUUCUCGGAUUGAAGGCUUAAGGGUUGUUUUUUCUUUUUCUUUUCCUACCCUGGAGACGGUGCCACGCGUGCCACCACCAUCACCAUCACCAGCAGCAGCAGCAGCAACAGCAGAGGAGGAGGCAUAUCUCCCAAUAUCCCAUCCCGGGCACGUCGGAUAAGCUGCAGCAGCGAAAACACGAGGCGAAUAUUGCGGUGGACGGGAACGGGAACAUGGUCCGUGGGAUUUCACAGCUAUCCCCCUGGCUGGGAGGCAGUUUGGACUUGUUAUGGGGGUGACCGGAAGGAGAGAGUGACAGAGGAACAGUGAUGCUCCUGUUUACAUAACGAGAGAUCCACACACACACACACACACACACACACACACACACACACACACGCACACACACACAUACACACAUACACACACACACACACACACACACACACACACACACGCAUAUACAUACUCAAAUUGCCAGUCCAGGACAUAGACACUUGCUUAAACACUUGCACACAUACAUAUACACACACACAGACACGUAUUCAAGGGACUCACUGACUGAGUCACCACACACUCAGAGGCACUGAAUCACUGACUCACACACAGGAGCACACAAACACACACACACACACACACACACAGACACACAAGGGGAAAAGGUUGUUUGUAAGGGCCAGGACUGUGUGUUGUGUGUGCUAUGGGCCAAGCUGAGCAGCAGCUGUGUGUGGGUGUUGGAUACCUCUGAAGGGUCAACACAGCCGUAACACUCGCCCUCCCCCAGUCCUCUCCCUCAUCUCCCAGCUACCCCUAAACACACCAUCAUGUCCGGGCUGAGGACCAGGAGAAUUCCCUCUCCCUCGUCGCCUCCUCCGCUCUCUUCCUCCCCCCUUGGGCUUUUGUCCCUGCUCCUCCUCUCCCUCUGCCUCUCCCUCUCUCUUUAUCCGGCCUCCUCAUCAGCGCAGCAGACUGUGCCAGUCAUUUCCACGGCACAGGGCCGCAUCCGUGGCAUCCUGACCCCGUUGUCCUCAGAGCUCCUGGGGCCUGUCAUCCAGUACCUGGGAGUCCCCUAUGCCAGGCCUCCAACGGGAGACCGGCGCUUCCAGCCGCCCGAGCCGCCUUUACCUUGGCCAGGAAUACGAAAUGUGACGCAGUUUGCUCCCGUGUGCCCGCAGUCACUGGAUGAGAGGAGCAUGCUGGGAGAUAUGAUGCCGUCCUGGCUCACAGCUAACCUGGAUAUAGCGGCCACGUACCUCACUCACCAGAGCGAGGAUUGUCUCUACCUCAACAUCUAUGUGCCCACUGAGGAAGACAUCCAUGAGGAGAGGGGUCAGCGGCCGGUGAUGGUCUAUGUCCACGGUGGCUCGUACACAGAAGGCACUGGAAACAUGAUGGAUGGCAGUGUGCUGGCAAGCUACGGCAACGUCAUUGUCAUAACCCUCAACUACCGCCUAGGAGUACUGGGAUUUCUCAGUACCGGUGACCAAGCAGCAAAAGGAAACUACGGCUUGCUGGAUCAGAUCCAAGCUCUGCGUUGGGUAAAGGAGAACAUUGCAGCCUUCAGCGGAGACCCAAACAGGGUCACUGUGUUUGGAUCUGGGGCUGGAGCCUCCUGUGUGAGCCUCCUCACUUUGUCUCACUACUCUGAGGAUUUGUUCCACAGAGCCAUCAUCCAGAGCGGCAGCGCUUUAGCCAGUUGGGCUGUCAACUACCAGCCCAGCAAGUAUGCCCGGCAGCUCGGUGAGAGGGUGGGCUGUGGCAUCGAUGAUAGCACCCAACUGGUCGCCUGCCUCCAGGGCCGGAGUUAUCGCGAACUUGUGGAGCAGAACGUAACGCCGGCCAAAUAUCACACCGCUUUUGCCCCAGUGAUUGAUGGUGAUGUUAUACCAGAUGACCCUCAGAUUCUGAUGGAGCAAGGGGAGUUUCUGAACUACGAUGUGAUGUUGGGGGUGAAUCAGGGCGAGGGGGUGAAAUUUGUGGAGGGCAUUGUGGACUCAGAGGACGGGGUCACUGCUGAGGACUUUGACUUUGCUGUGUCAGACUUUGUGGAUAGUUUAUAUGGAUACCCAGAAGGCCGAGACACACUGAGAGAGAGCAUAAGGUUCAUGUACACGGACUGGGCAGACCGCGACAAUGCGGAAACCCGGCGGAAGACUCUGGUAGCGCUAUUCACAGAUCACCAGUGGGUGGCUCCAGCCAUCGCCACAGCUGACCUCCAUGCUCAGUAUGGGUCGCCCACCUACUUCUACUCCUUUUACCACCACUGCCAGAGUGACGCCACACCGCCUUGGGCUGACUCCGCCCAUGGUGAUGAGGUGCCGUAUGUGUUUGGCGUACCCAUGGUGGGAGCCACUGAUCUGUUCAACUGUAACUUCUCCAAGAACGACGUGAUGCUGAGCGCAGUAGUCAUGACUUACUGGACCAACUUUGCCAAGACUGGUGACCCAAACCAGCCGGUUCCUCAAGAUACCAAGUUCAUCCACACGAAACCUAACCGCUUUGAAGAAGUGGCCUGGCCUAAGUACACCCCUAAAGAGCAGCUGUACCUCCACAUUGGCCUUAAGCCCCGUGUCAGAGACCACUAUCGUGCCACGAAAAUCUCCUUCUGGCUCCAGCUGGUCCCUCACUUGCAUCACGUCAAUGAGCUCCUCCAAUCGGUGUCCUCUUUCACGCACAGUCCCUCCCCACAGGACGACACCCCUUAUUCUUACACCAAACGCCUAUCCAAAGGUUGGCCUCCUAGUAGUACACGUCACCCAGGUCCACAAGGAGGUACUCCGCAGCCUCCCGAGUCUGCUUUAGGCCAAGGUGGAGGGGAAACCGGGGUCCACGUCCCUAAUGAGGACUACUCGACUGAACUCUCCGUGACAAUUGCGGUGGGAGCGUCACUGUUGUUUCUCAACAUCCUUGCUUUUGCCGCUCUACUGUACAAGAAAGACAAGAGACGUCUGGAGCAUCGCAGGCCGCGUCCGCUUCCUCCCCCGAGACGAGACAUCACACCUGCAGAUGUGGCGGCCCACCUGCAGGGGGAGGGACUGAUGUCAUUACAGGUGAAGCAGCUGGAGUGUGACGCAGCAUCAGCAGACGAGAGGAACAACACUCACCACCAUCACACUCUGGAUACACUGGACGCCCUGGAUGGCAUGGACACCCAGGACAUCUACAGCACACUGGACACCGUGCGCCUCACCUGCCCGCCCGAUUACACCCUCACCUUGCGCCGCUCACCUGAUGACGUCCCACUCAUGACCUCUCUGACCCCAGGAUCAUUGCCCGUGACCCCUGGGUCACACCCUGUUACUCCUGCGACGCCAAUGACCCCCAUGACCCCUGGAUCAGUGGUGGGGAUGAGGAUGGGUCAUCCUCACCAGGGAUACACACACCAUAGCCCGUAUAGUAAUACACACUUGCCACACACACACAUCUCCACGCACACACACUCCACCACGCGUGUAUAACCGCAGCAACAUGCUCGCACAUAGAGGGACAUAAUUACAACAACACACUCAUACUGACACACACAUUCACACACACCUGCAACACACACACACAUACAUAAAACAAAAGACUUAAAUACCUCUACUAAUUACCCUGCAGGAUUGUUACAGAUGGAGUGACAGAAAGACAUUUUCAGUAACAGGAUGAAGAGACAGACAGCUGUGUGUUGCAUGAAGACAAACUGGAUUCCAGGAGAUGCAGUUCUAUGCAUCAUUUGCUCUCCACCUGAAACAAGACAAGCCGAGACGUCCAACAAAUGUCUCACAUCUUGCUUUGGAUAUUAAAUCUUCUGCUUUUUCUACACCUGAGGAAGAGGAGCGCUGAGGCAAAAGGGUCAGUUAUGGAUGAGUUUACAUCUCCUGCUGUACCCGCGCUGCUCAGCGGAGAGGAGCUGGGACUGAGAGAGCAGAUGCAGAACUGAGCGAACAAGUACCACACACAGACUGUUGAUGUCAACUUGAACAACCUGUGAAAUGUGAAUGUAGCAAAUUUUUUUUCCAUUAAAAGAUCAAAGGCCCUAUCUGCCAAGGAUCAAAACUAAGCUGAGGAGAAAAUAACAAUUCAGCGAGAGAUGGAUGUAAAAACAGACAGAGAGGAAGUGGGGAUUAAAAAAAAACAACAUUAGCUGAAGGAAAAGUUAGUGAGAUGGUGGGAAAGAGAUUAAGAUUUUAUUGAGAGGGAUUUAACAGCUGUGAGAGCGAGAAAGACAAAGUGAGAUAGAGUGAUAUGGAAAACCAAGGAAUGGAAAGUGUGCCAAGAGACAGAAAUUUAGCUUCAGAAAAAGAAAGGGCCUCUGAAGUGUCGCCAGACUUACUGAAGAAUCACUCUAACCAGCUAUGUGUUAAACUCUUGUAAAUAGAAUGGGACGAUAAAGAUGAUAUAUUAUGAUUUAUAGCAUUUACCUGCUCUUGCAUUAAAACAUGACUUAUUUAACCACAUUAUUGCUUUCAUUUCAGAUAUUACUAUAUUAUUGUAUAGAUGUCCUGAAGCAAGGCUGGUUGUCUUUCUAUCUCACCCACUGUAGUAUGUACACAGUACCUUUAUUUAAAGGCUAUAUUUGCUAUGCACAGUCAUUUCAAUGAUUCUUAACUAUGUACGCAUCUAGAUACUUGUUUAGUAGUUGAGGUAUAAGACAUUUUUCACACCAUCCUGUCUAUUUGUUUGACCAUCAGAUGAUGAGCUAGUACUGUGUAGAUAAUGCAAUAUUGGUUUGAUGAUUGAGCACCAGCCAAAAACCAUGACCCUUAAGCCUUUGAAUCCUUUCCUGUUCUCCUUUCCCCUCUGUUCCUAAAAAAUAUUCUAAAACACCUUACCCUCAGUCCUUAAAACCUCUCAAACUUAAUUUAGGGUGAGCCCCACAAAGUCAAGAUUCCUCCAAUCAGUAUUUGCUACACCUUACCAGGGACCCCAGUACUUUUUUAGAGGAGCCCCUGCUUGAACUACUGAAUGCUGACUGAAAACUUGUGCCUUUUCCCAGGCACUAAACGCAAGAAAUUGGCCAAAUGUUUGUUGUAGCUUAAAACCUGUGGAAAUAUGCUCCACAACAUCACCACGUCUGGAAAAAAACAUGGAUAUAGUACAUCUGUUAACCACAUUUUAAAUCCUGGAGUUUGUUUUAUUACCUGCAACCAUGAUGUCAAUUGUUUGGAGCCAAGUUUGAUUGAUGAGAUGGAGCCUAGGUGGAGCUGAGGAAACUUAACAUUGAAGGCAAACAGGCUUCCAAACAUACUGCUGUUUAAGCCUUAAUAUCCUCAUAAUGGAGCAAUAUUUUUUUUCAAAUUGCCACUAAGAUACACUUUAGAAGAAGUGAAAUUAUUUUAUUGAAACAUCAACCAACUUCUUGCGGAAAUGAUGACUGACUUUAGAGACAAGUUGGAGGUUUUCCUGCUGACUUCGUGUCAGUAUGUGUCACUAUACUGAGUUUCAGAGCAUUCAUAAAAUAAAUCCCAACCAAUUCAUAUUGACAGAUCUUGUAGCAGAGAUGCGGUGCUGUCAUAGCUGCCACUAAAAGAUGACAAAUGGUCAAACUCUGCCUAUCUGGUAGCUACUAUAAAGCUUCAAACCUUGCAUAUACGUAAAACUAAACAGCCAAGCCAAACUCCUAUACCUUGAUCCAAACCAGUAACUCAAACCAAAAACCCAAAGGUACCAACCCUAAUAUUGCAACUUUCCUGUUUUGUCCUCUUUUUCCCGCUCCUUGCCUUACCCUAACCCAUGUCCCAUCCACGCCCACCCUCCCACCUCCCCAGCCUCAUCUGUGCGACUACAUACAGCUUUGUCACAGUGAGGCCUAUUUAACCUCCUCUCAUCCUAAGUAACUUCUUCAUGAGAGAUUUUAGUUAACUGUCAACAGAAUACAUGAAAAAGAAAGCUGAAAAAUUGUGGAUGGCAAGCAAAGAACUUUUACAAAAUGAUAUAAAAAUAACAUUUAAUGGAUGUUUGAUUGACUGAAUAUUUUUUUCAUAUGGGUUUAUUGACUCAGCGGAUGGCUGGAUUGUGUCAAGCAUAAAACAUUUCUGCUGCAUUUUUGAAAAAUAAAAAUAUCAGUAUUUUA
Messenger RNA from Thunnus maccoyii (southern bluefin tuna), 6074 nucleotides. Its product is annotated as neuroligin-4, X-linked-like. Lineage: Eukaryota; Metazoa; Chordata; Actinopteri; Scombriformes; Scombridae. Gene Ontology annotation, molecular function: signaling receptor activity; neurexin family protein binding. Gene Ontology annotation, cellular component: cell surface; synapse; postsynaptic specialization membrane. The transcript is spliced from 9 exons. The coding region runs from base 847 to 3480 and encodes 877 amino acids. The record is from RefSeq and is a predicted model, not a curated record. Gene Ontology annotation, biological process: chemical synaptic transmission; neuron cell-cell adhesion; synaptic vesicle endocytosis.